Sardina pilchardus (European sardine) is the source of this 3513-nucleotide messenger RNA. Its product is annotated as NACHT, LRR and PYD domains-containing protein 14-like. Bases 73 to 3090 code for a protein of 1005 amino acids. The transcript has 11 exons. NCBI's taxonomy places the organism in Eukaryota, Metazoa, Chordata, Actinopteri, Clupeiformes, Clupeidae. Gene Ontology annotation, biological process: intracellular signal transduction. The record is from RefSeq and is a predicted model, not a curated record. Gene Ontology annotation, molecular function: protein binding.
AAGAAGAAGAAGAAGAAGAAGAUAGUAGGCCAAUAUCAGGAGAUGCCAAGAAAAGGGUUGAGUUGACCUAACAUGAGUUCAUGUGAAGAGGACCAUGGCUGUGAGCCUGUAGGCCCCAUGCAGCAGAAGAGAUCACACUCUCCUGUACCGAGCUGUGUGUCCAUGAAGAGUGACAAGUCCAUGGAUCCUCCAUGGCAGUUUGCUGGAGGAAGAGUUCCUGAUGGUCAGAGCCCCAUGCAGCAGAAGAGAUCACACUCUCCUGUACCAAGCUGUGUGUCCAUGAAGAGUGACCAGUCCAUGGAUCCUCCAUGGCAUUUUACAGGAGAAACUGUUCUUGCUGGUCAGAGUCCCAUGCAGCAGAAGAGAUCACCAUCUCCUGUACCAAGCUGUGUGUCCAUGAAGAGUGACCGGUCCAUGGAUCCUCCAUGGCAAUUUGCUGGAGAAACUGUUCCUGAUAGUCAGAGAUACCAAAUUGAUAUAAUUAAUAUGCAGCAGAUCCACAAAUCCCACCUCCAGAAGAAGUUUCAGUCUCUGAUUGAAGGAAUCCCACAGCAGGGAGACAUCAGACUCCUCCAUGAGAUCUACACAGACCUCUACAUCACAGAGGGGGGAAGAGGAGAGGUCAAUGAUGAACAUGAAGUCCGACAGAUAGAGAGGGCAUCCUGGAGAGAAGCAGGACAAGGCAGAGCAAUUAAAUGCAGUGACGUCUUUAGACACUUCCUGAAAGAGGAAAGUCGCAGAAAAGAAGAUUUCCUAAAAAGUAAGGAAAAGAGAAGGGCACAGAAGGGCACAGUCUUUGAUCCCAGACAAUACAAACCCGAACAAUACAAACCCCUCAGAAUAACAGUGCUGACAAAGGGAGUGGCUGGCAUUGGAAAAACAGUCUCUGUGCAGAAGUUCAUUCUGGACUGGGCUGAAGGAACAGCUAAUCAGGAUAUCGACUUCAUAUUUUCUCUUCCUUUUCGGGAGCUAAAUUUGAUGAAAGAGAAGAAACUCAGUCUGGUGGAUCUUAUUCAGCACUUUUUCCCAGAAAUCAAAGAUACCAGAGUCUUCUCCAGUUCAGAGCACAGAGUCAUAUUCAUCUUUGAUGGUCUGGAUGAGUGUCGACUUCCUCUAGAUUUCCACCCCGACCCGACCUGUUGUGAUGUGACAUCACCAGCCUCAGUGGACAUGCUGCUGACAAGCCUCAUCAAGGGUGAUCUGCUUCCUUCUGCUCUCAUCUGGAUCACCACCCGACCAGCAGCAGCCAAUCAGAUCCCUCCUGAGUGUGUGGACAAGGUGACAGAAAUAAGGGGAUUUAAUGACCCACAGAAAGAGAAGUACUUCAGGAAGAGAAUCAGUGAUGAGAACCUUGUCAGUAAAACCAUCGCACACCUGAAGUCAUCCAGGAGCCUCUACAUCAUGUGCCACAUUCCAGUCUUCUGCUGGAUUUCAGCGACUGUUGUAGAGAAAGCAUCAAAAGAAUCAGACAAAGUAGAAAUGCCAAGGACUCUGACUCAAAUGUACACACACUUCCUGAUGAUGCAGACAGGCAUAAAACAUGUCAAGUACACAGAGAGAAAAGAGACAGAUAAAAAGGUGAUUUUCAAACUGGGGAAACUGGCUUUCCAACAGCUGGAGAAAGGCAAUCUGAUCUUCUAUGAGGAAGACUUGAGUGAGUGUGGCAUUGAUCUCACAGAAGCAUCAGUGUACUCAGGAGUGUGUACUCAGAUCUUCAGAGAAGAGGCUGGGCUGUACCAGGGGAAGGUGUUCAGCUUUGUGCAUCUGAGCAUCCAGGAGUUUCUUGCAGCUCUCUAUGUGUUCCUCUGUUUCAUCAACAGACAGGGAAACAUGCCUGACCAACAGCAAACCUCUCAGCUCUUUGCUCUGUUCAGAGCUGCAACACUUUAUGACCUACACAAGACUGCAGUGGACCUGGCCUUACAGAGUAAGAAUGGACAUCUGGACCUUUUCCUCCGCUUCCUUCUGGGCCUCUCACUGGAGUCCAAUCAGAAUCUCUUAACGAAUAUACACCCACAGAGCAGUAGCCAAUCAGAUAGCUCAGAGCAGACAGUGCAGUAUGUCAAACAGAAGAUCAGAGAUCAGAGUAGCUCAGAGAGAAGGAUCAACCUGUUCUACUGUCUGAAUGAGCUGAAUCACCAUGCUGUAGUGGAACACAAAAAGAACUCAGGAGAUCUGCAUGUAGAGACGCUCUUACCAGGAGAGUGGAGGACUAAGACAUGGAAGACGUUUAAGAUGUCAGAGAAGCAGCUGGCUGAGUUUGUCCUGCAGAAGUACAUAAAGACACCAGAGGAAGAUCAGACUGAACUCCUCAGUCCAGAGGUAGUUCUUCAGAAGGUGCUGCCAGGAGUCACAUCAGCUCUGCUGGAGAGCUGUAAUCUGACUGAUGAGAGCUGUUCCUAUCUGGCCUCUGCCCUGACCACACACUCCUCAAGUCUCAGACUGCUGGACCUGACUAACAAUAAGCUGCUGGACUCAGGAGUGGAACUUUUAUGUUCUGCACUUUGUCAUCAAAACUGCAAACUGGAGGAACUAAAGCUGGAGAAGUGUAAUCUGACUGAGAGGAGCUGUUCCUAUCUGGCCUCUGCCCUGACCACACACUCCUCAAGUCUCAGACUGCUGGACCUGAGUAGGAAUAAGCUGCUGGACUCAGGAGUGAAACUUUUAUGUUCUGCACUUUGUCAUCAGAACUGCAAACUGGAGGAACUACAGCUGAGUGAGUGUAGUCUGACUGAGAAGAGCUGUUCCUAUCUGGCCUCUGCCCUGACCACACACUCCUCAAGUCUCAGACUGCUGGACCUGUGGGGCAAUAAGCUGCUGGACUCAGGAGUGGAACUUUUAUGUUCUGCACUUUAUCAUCAGAAUUGCAAACUGGAGAAGCUAGAGCUGGAGAGCUGUCAUCUGACUGAUAAGAGCUGUUCCUAUCUGGCCUCUGCCCUGACCACACACUCCUCAAGUCUCAGACUGCUGGACCUGAGGAGCAAUUAUGGCCUGACUGAACCAUCUGUAGAGCAGCUCUCUGCUCUAGUGAAGGACCCACACUUUAAACUGGAGAAACUAAUAACUGAAUGGGGAACAGUAGAGUGUUGAGCCAAUGCCCUGAACUGGAUGGUGUCUGUGGUGCAGACACUCAUUAUGUAUGAGUGGGUUCACACACACACACACACACACACACACACACACACACACACACACACUGGACACAUCUCUGGCUGAUCAGCAUGCAGCAUGGACUCAGCAGACCAAGGAGCACCUCUCAAACAUGAGCACAGAUGGAUAUGUGGACAUCAUGUGUCAUAAUGACACACACACUCACACACACGCAAGCACAGAUGGACAGGUCGACAUUGUGUGGAUAUCAGCAUUUGUACAGUAUUCUGUCAUGGAUGAAACCAUGUGGACUGAGGUAAUCACUGUAUUUACAUCUAUCACACACACUCUCCUGUGAGCCAAAUGGAGUAUUGAGUUGAUUUCCAUGUCAUCUUUAAAUGGUGUUUUUGCAAUGUAAUUAUA